Zonotrichia leucophrys gambelii is the source of this 2551-nucleotide messenger RNA. It is a transcript of the gene IPCEF1, whose product is annotated as interaction protein for cytohesin exchange factors 1. The transcript has 9 exons. The record is from RefSeq and is a predicted model, not a curated record. Lineage: Eukaryota; Metazoa; Chordata; Aves; Passeriformes; Passerellidae. The coding region runs from base 119 to 1336 and encodes 405 amino acids.
CCCUUUCUACACAAAUGUUGCAACACAAUCUGAAAUUUCCUCUUUUCUUUCCUUCCUGCAUUUCUUACAGGUUCCUUUGCGUCAGAAGGCAAAAAAGAAAAGUCAAGGGUUCUUUAUAAUGAGCCGACGGAGGAUAUCGUGCAAAGAGCUGGGGCAAGCCGAUUGCCAAGGAUGGCUCUACAAAAAGAAGGAAAAAGGAGCUUUCAUUGGCAACAAAUGGAAAAAGUUCUGGUGUGUGCUAAAGGAGUCAUCGCUGUAUUGGUACAGCAGUCAGCUGGCUGAAAAAGCAGAAGGAUUUAUAAGACUUCCAGACUUCAGUGUGGAUCGAGCAAUUGAAUGCAAAAAAAAGCAUGCUAUUAAGAUCAGCCACCCACAGAUCAAGACAUUUUAUUUUGCGGCAGAAAAUGUUCUGGAAAUGAACACGUGGCUUAGUAAGCUGGGAAUGGCUGUAGACCCUCAGGCACCAAACAGGAAGAAUGAGGAAGAAUGCUACAGUGAAAGUGAGCAUGAUGACCCAGAAAUAACAGACACGCCACCUCCACCCUACACAGUCCAGACCCCACCUCCUCCUUCGGAUCAGCAGAAGUCAUCAUUCACCUCAACUCUGUCAAGUGAAGCAUCUUGUUCUCUCUCCUCUCCUGAAAGCACUUUCCAUUCCCAAGAAUCAUCGUCUUCCUUGACAUCCAAAGUGGUUUAUUCCGAGAGGCAGUCCUGGCUUGACCUGGUGAACAGCUCUGCCACGGAAGAGGGUGAUCAGCCUUUAACGUUCUGCGUACAGAUCCAUUCUGACGAGGCGCCACAAGUGGUCUGUGCGGAUGCAGCAGAAAGCCAGGAAGUCCAGCUUUCCCAACCCAAUGGUGGAUCCCAAACCUCUUACCUAAGUGCAGAUACACAUUGUCUAGCUGUGCCAGAUGCAGCAGGACAGCGAUCACCAGCCAGAGACCAGGAAAAGUGUGAUGAUGAUGAUGAGAUGGAGCGACUUUACAAGUCAUUGGAGCAAGCAAGCCUGUCUCCCAUUGGUGACCGUCGACUGUCAACUAAGAAGGAGCUUAGGAAGUCAUUUAUCAAGCGCAGCAAAAACCCCUCCAUUAAUGAGAAACUCCACAAAAUUCGAAUGCUGAACAGUACAUUAAAGUGUAAGGAACAUGACCUGGCCACAAUUAACCAGUUGCUAGAGGACCCAAAGCUGACAGCGGUGAAGUACAGAGAGUGGAGGAGCACAAACAUCAUGCUGGUCCAAGAUAUUUAUCAGCAGCAGGAGGUCCAGGACACAUCCACAGAGAAUAGUGAAGAGCAAGAAAUGACUCCACAGCCAGUCACUGAAAGUGCUAUUUGAUCAGUGGCACAUGACAAGAUUUUUCUGCAUGGGUCUUCACGUACAAGCGAUUUAAGCUGCUGUAUUUUGAGGUUUGUUUUUUGCAAGUGUGCUUAAAAGGAAAACAACCCAGUCUCCAAAGUUUUAAAUGUUCUUGCAGAGCUCAUUUAAUGUCAAAUGGGCAAGUUCCCCAAACUUGCCCAAGUUGCCCAAAAAUCACGCCUGAAUGUGGCCUGCAUACGUAAGAAGACUAUUUAACAAAGCAGCAAAGAAAUGUUUUUCAGUUUUUGGAGAAAAAAAUUAUAAGUGUCCAGCUCCUGAAGGAUGCAGAACUAUGUAAUAGCUACUGUAUAAAGAUGAGAUCCUUGGGAUUGUUUUAACCAUACACCUUACCUUGAAAUGAAGCUAAACUGAUCCCAACAGGAUGUAGCCUACUCUACCUUUUUACCCUCUAUGGUAACCUGAUGUAUUAGUUUUCAUCUCUGUACCCAUUUACUUUCACCACUCAACCACUUUAAAUGGAGACAAAUGGAAGAGCAAUUGCGCAUGAGUUGAUACUGUUGACAGAUUCCAGGCACCCAGUUUGGGCUCUGCCUGAUGUUUUAUGAGUUUCAAAUUUAUUUAUGGUCCAGACCAAGAAGGUACUGUCUUUCUACAAAAAGAAGAGGUCUCUAAGUUUUUGCUAACAUGUAAUUUACUCUUCAAUGAGACAAGAUUCAACUUUUCUUAUGGACUUGGCAGAAUUCCUUGGAAGAAUUAUGUUCUUCUUUCUUUUUUUGGCAACUGGGAGUAUAUAAGGUACAAGUUCAUCCCAGAGUCCAAUUUAAGGAAGGUGAUCAUAUUCACAAGCCAGAAGCUAAAUGACUCAACUCCUAAUGUGGACCUAAAAGUGUAAAACAAAGCUGCAAAUAUUUUUGUAAAUAUAUGUAAUUUUAUUACUUAUAUGAAUGUGACUAUGUACUGUAUAGAUGUUUUAUUUAUAUAUUUAUAUAUGCUGAAUUUCCUAAUAUAAAUAGGCACUUGUGGACCAAGCCCACUCAGCUGGGAGUGCUUACAGAUUGACUUGAAAUGCCUCUUUAUUUUGUGUUCCAUUAUAGAUCACAGUAAUCACUCUGCAGCUGAGACUACCCUGAGGCGUAUGCUGUGGCUCUUUCUUCUGCUUUUCUAGCUUUGAGUUUUAGAUGAAGAAAAUCUGUACAACUUAGGGUCUGGAAAAAGUUUUCUAGAGAGUUUGAA